Messenger RNA from Dermochelys coriacea (leatherback sea turtle), 4812 nucleotides. RefSeq names its product macrophage stimulating 1 receptor (gene MST1R). Gene Ontology annotation, biological process: cell surface receptor protein tyrosine kinase signaling pathway; phagocytosis; positive regulation of kinase activity. The record is from RefSeq and is a predicted model, not a curated record. Bases 350 to 4558 code for a protein of 1402 amino acids. Gene Ontology annotation, molecular function: protein binding; ATP binding; transmembrane receptor protein tyrosine kinase activity. Lineage: Eukaryota; Metazoa; Chordata; Testudines; Dermochelyidae. The transcript has 21 exons. Gene Ontology annotation, cellular component: membrane; signaling receptor complex.
GUCUGUCCGGGGGGUGUGUAAAUUUGUGUGUCUGUCCGGGGAUGACAGCCUGGCUAGCUGGGCACUCACAGCUCCCGCGCUCUCGCUCCCGUCACACCCCGCGCUGCCGUGGGGCUCCAACCAGAUUGCGGGCGGACCCGCUGGCAGGAGCCGCCCGUCGUGCCGGCCCCAGGACUGGAGCUGGCGCGUCCCUCCCACGGCUCAGCUCGCCCCGCCCCGCCCCGGAGGUGCCCGGCCAGCUGUAGUAGGAUGGUAGCUCACACUCGAUGGAUCCCAGACUUGCUCAGAGCUGAGGAGCUCAGGUGACCUUUGGAGUCAAGGAUCCUGGAGCGGCAUUUCCUCCCCUAGCAUGGGCCUUUCAUUCCUGGUUUGCCUCUCCCUGGGGUUCAUGCUCACUGGAGUUUCUUUCAGCACUUGGCAGUGCCCGCGGAUUCCCUAUAAUGCUACCAGGGACUUCACCGUCAAGUACGAGCUGCCCAGCUUCACCGCGGAUGGCCCCAUCCAGAACAUUGUCACCUACAAGGAUCCGAGCGGAGCAGCUGCCCUCUUUGUGGCGGUGCGGAACAAGAUCUACGUGGUGAGCCCAGCACUAGCAAACUCAUCCAUCAUCGUGACCGGCCCCGUUGGCAGUGCCCAGUGCGAGAUCUGUGCCCAGUGCCCGGAGCAGGGAGCCGGCCAGAAGCCUGAAGACACAGAUAACGUGGUUCUGGUGCUGGACCCAUCUGAGCCGUGGCUAUACAGCUGUGGUACUUCUCAGCAUGGCCGGUGUUUCUUGCACGAAUUGGAAAUCCAAGACAGCCUGGUGGUGGUUAGUGCCACCUACUGUUUGUAUUCAGCGAACAACAGUCCUGCUGAGUGCCCAGACUGCGUGGCCAGCCCCUUGGGGACGAGGGUUCUGGUGACUGAAACCAGCCAUGUUUCUUACUUCUACAUUGCCUCUACCAUCAAUAGCAGUAUAGCUGCGAGGUACAGCCCGGAAUCGGUGUCUAUCCGGAGACCGAAGGCUACCUUGGAUGGGUUCUCCCAUGUUUCCCGUUCCCUCAACGUGCUGUCAGAGUUUCAGGACUCCUACCCCAUCAACUACGUGUAUUCGUUCAGUGCCCAGGACUUUGUGUACUUCCUGACUGUCCAAAAGGAGAGCCCCAUGUCCGGAUCGUACCACACGAGGCUGGCGCGGCUGAGUGCCGAGGAGCAUGACAUGCAUCGGUACCGUGAGCUGGUCCUGGAUUGCCGCUUCGAGUCCAAGCGCAGGCGGAGGCAGAGCUCGGACAGGGAGCAUAAGCGCGAUGUGGCUUUCAACGUGCUGCAGGCAGCCCAUGUGGCCAGGCCGGGCCCAAAACUGGCCCAGGAAAUCAGCGUCAACAACACCGACCUGGUCCUGUUUGGUGUGUUCGCUGAGAGUGAGGCAGAGAGCUCCAUGCCGCGCUGGUACUCAGCGGUGUGCGCCUUCCCUGUGCACCAGAUCAACCAGGCCAUUGAGGAUGGGAUGUCCAAGUGCUGUGGUGUUGCCCAGCGUGAGCUGCUGCGAGGGCUCAGCUUCUUCCAGGCCGUUGAGUACUGCCCCCACAACGUGAACCUCUCAUCUCCGGUGGUGGAUACCAGCUGCUGGAACAAGCCCACCCUGGUCACCAUGGCCCCCUACAAGGUGGAUCUGUUCAAUGGGCACAUGGCCGGAGUUCUGCUAACUUCGAUCUUCGUGGAGGCCCAGGGCAAUGUGACGGUCGCCCACCUGGGCACGGCGGAGGGGCGCAUCAUGCAGGUGGUGCUUCAGCGAUCCAGCUCCUACACUGUCACCUUGGCUAAUUUCUCCCUGGGCAAGGAGCUGCCGGUGCUGAGGGAGGUUGGCCGGCUGGAGGACUCUCUGUUCUUCGCCACUGGAAACAAGGUGUUUAAAGUUGCCCUCACCGGCCCAGGCUGCCGCCACUUCGUGACAUGCCAGCGCUGCCUGCAGGCAGAGCGCCUCAUGCAGUGCGGCUGGUGCGGGGGUGCGUGCACUCGGCAGAAGGACUGCGCGGCACUAUGGAACGAGAAGAGCUGCCCUCCUGUCCUCACUGACUUCUACCCCCGAAGUGCCCCCUUGUAUGGCCGCACCCGGGUGACACUCUGUGGGAUGGGCUUCCAGUCGCAUCCGCACUUCACUGCCGCCAUUUGGUCCCCCGUGGCCAGCAGCACCUACUGGGUGACGGUGGGGCAGAGGAACUGCACUGUGCUGCCUGAGAAGAGCCUGGACAGGAGGCCCCCCGUGCUGCCCCGCAGCACGGCUGCUGUGGACGUGCUGGUGUGCGAGCUGGAGCUAAACAGCACCCAGGCGGUGUCGGUGCCUGUCAUGGUUCAGCUCACCAUCAAGGAGCAGACGAGGGACCCGCUCUUCCACGUCAGUGGCUCCUCAUCCCUCAGUGGCUUCGUCUUCGUGGUACCGAACAUCACAGCCAUCCACCCUGCAUACGGUCCGAUGGCUGGCGGGACCCAGCUCUCUAUCCGGGGCCGAAACCUGACUGUGGGCAGCAGCUGGAGAGUGACGCUCGCAGGGGUGGAGUGCCCCAUGGCAGGGCAGCAGAGCCCCACUGAGAUCCGCUGCACCAGCCCUGCAGCCAGCAACCUGCGCUCUGUCCCCGUGGACCUGUGGAUAGAUGGGCAGCAGUUCCCUGCCCUGGAGCCAUUCCAGUACCGCCCAAACCCCGUCCUCCAUGACAUCUCCCCCACCUGCGCCUAUGAGGGUUCGGCCCUCACCAUCCACGGCACCAGCCUGGACUCCGUGUAUUACCCCAGAAUCCAGUUUGUGGAUGCCAGUGUGGCGACAGAAGCUAAGGUGUGCAUGGGGCCACGCUCCCCCGAGCAGCUGGUGUGCCAGAGCCCUGCCUACCCCUUCGCUAACAGAGUGGAGAGCGCCCAGGGCAACCUGACCGUGCUGCUGGACGGCUCUCCUGGACUCAGGGCCUUCUGCGUGCGUUACUACCCCACGCCCCAGAUCCUGCCCUUCGAGCACGACAACACUUACCACCUCAAGUCUGGUGACGACGAGAUUGAGAUCCAUCAAAUCGGGCUGGACGUGUUGGUGGGCUGCAUGAGCAUCACCGUGACGGUGGCGGGCCGGGACUGCCACCCCAGUGUCCUGAAGAACGAGGUGACCUGCCGGAUCCCCAGGAACCUGAGCCUCCCCAUGGACGGAGCCCCUGUGCAGAUCUGUGUGAAUGGUGCGUGUCAGGACCUGGGCUGGGUGGUGGCCACCUUCUCCCCGGACCCCCUGACUGGCAUCCUCCUGGGCACCAUCACCACCUUCAUGUUCAGCUGCCUCCUGGCGUUCCUGGUGCUGAAAUGCAGACGCAGGAGGAAGAUGGGGACCGAAAAUUUGGAGAUGCUGGUGAAUCCCAAUGAGAAUGCCCCCAGAUUCGCCCUGCUACCCUCUUCCAUGGACUACCGGGAUGUGCAGGCGGUGCUUCCCCCAGCCACCACUCCCAGCCGUGGCUUUGCCAGCAGGCGCUUCCGAGAUGCCUCCUACACAGGCAGUAGUGAUGGUUCUGCCAUGCCGCUCGUGAGGAUGCCAUCCUGCUGCAUCGAAAACCUCCGUCCCGAGCUGCUGGAGGAGGUGAAGGAUGUCCUGAUCCCAGAGGAGCGGCUUCUAACACACCGGGACCAGGUCAUUGGCAAAGGGCAUUUCGGGAGCGUGUACCACGGCACGUACAGAGAUCUGUCAGAGAGGGAGAUCCACUGUGCUGUCAAAUCCCUGAACCGGAUCACUGACGUGGAGGAGGUGGAGGAAUUCCUGAAGGAGGGGAUUCUCAUGAAGAGCUUCCAUCACCCCCACAUCUUGUCGCUGGUGGGUGUCUGCCUGCCGCGCCAGGGAUUGCCCCUGGUCGUGCUGCCCUACAUGAAGCACGGAGAUCUCCGGCACUUCAUCCGCUCCAACAAAUGGAACCCAACGGUGAAGGACCUGAUCGGUUUUGGGCUGCAGGUGGCGCAGGGCAUGGACUAUCUGGCCCACAUGAAGUUUGUGCACAGGGACCUGGCCGCCAGGAAUUGCAUGCUGGACCAGAUGUUCACAGUGAAGGUGGCGGAUUUCGGCCUGGCCCGGGAUGUCUUUGAUAAGGAGUAUUACAGUAUUCGGCAGCACCGUCAGGCCAAGCUGCCUGUCAAGUGGAUGGCGCUCGAGAGCCUGCAGAUCCAGAAAUUCACUACCAAGUCAGAUGUGUGGUCCUUCGGGGUCCUCCUGUGGGAGCUGCUGACACGUGGGGCCCCACCGUACCCUGAGGUGGAUCCCUACGACAUAAUGCCCUACCUGCUGAGCGGCCGGCGCCUGCCGCAGCCCGAGUACUGCCCGGACUCGCUGUACGCGUUGAUGCUGAGCUGUUGGGCUCCAAGCCCCGAGGAGCGCCCCACCUUCUUUGCCCUGAUCGGGGAGGUGGAAUGCAUCAUGGCCUCCCUGAAGGGCGAGCACUACAUCAACUUGAGCGCCACCUACGUCAACCUGGAGCCCGGCCCGUCCAGCCCGCCAGUGCCUGACUCUGAGGACGAGCUGGCCUCCAGCGGAGAGGAGGGUGAAGCAGCUGCUGCAUGUUAGGGAGUGCUCUCCGCCCUGUGGGGCACCAGGAACACAGUCGGAGCUGGCUGGGGAGACCUGGGCUGGGCAGCAUGUCAGGGGGCUGUGGCAACACGAUGGGAAGAGGUGCCAGCACCUGGCUGGGCUCCCAUUGGCACUGCCCGGCUGGGGUGUUGGAACGGGGAUGCUGACCACUGUUGUUUUUCCACCUGAUAUUUAUUGUGUAGCGAAGAGAUACAGGGACUAUUUUAAUACAAAGGAAAUGUCAAAACCAA